CGUGGGCGCGUCUCUUAGCUUAGUAAGGCAAAGAAAAAUUGUGAACCCGAGCGAUUGUCAAUCUUUCACGCGCGCCAGGGAUAGGUGGGCUGUGGCCGGUGAAAUCGUCAUCAGAGCGUCGCAAUACAUUCCAAACCUUGAACCUGAUCGCAUCGGCAAAACGAUGUCGCUCGGAUCGCUCGACGACCGAUACAUUAACACCUAGACGCAGACCUUUGCAUGAAUCUACCUCAUGGAGAUCACUCUGUUUCAUUGAGCUCGCGGGUCGGGGCCGUGUUCAACGAGGUCUUGACUGGCCGCCAGGGUCCGCGGCCAAGUCGUCACAAGAAGAUCAGUCGGAGAGCUCUGAAGGAGACAGUCGAGGGGAUAUGGGUAGUGGCCAUCGGUCUGAGACGCUCUUUUCUCCUUGAAACGGUGCAGCUCGAUGAGCGGGACUGCGUUGCGAUUGGGGAAUGCUUCCAGACAAUGCCAGACUUGAAUCACAUGGUCAUGAUUUUUGAGUCGACCAGCGCAUCGGCAUUUGCGCUCAACCUGGAUUUACAUCGCAAUAUGAGCGUAAACCCGGAUGCUGGGGUCGCACUAGGACCAAUCAAGAUCGACGUGUCUUUGCCGGGUCUCAAUGUUGAACAGUUGGAUUUGUCUUCGAACCGGUAUCUCAUCUUGUUGCAAGAACAGCUCCAAGCUCGAUCUAGAACGGCAGUUCUGGCUCUCGUUCAACCCGAGGACUUUCCCGAACUCGCAGGGAUCUUGCUUGAGUAUCCAGUCAUCUACUCCUUGUCAGCCUCGGUAGUAGGCGGUAGCACUCACUUGGAUGGCGCACCUCUAACGCUGGUCAAGGCCUGGUUGAUUCGUCAGAAAUCCCAACCAAUCCUACUGUUAUCAUAUACUUACCCGCAGAGUAUCGAGUCUAAAACCUCUCUUCGAAACCUUCCCAUGGCGACCAAAACUCUGUUCGCCAACCGGAUCGUCAAAGCCGCUGAGAACGGUCGAUUUACCUCGGAAGAGGGUUUUGAUGUCGAUGUGACAGUGGAAACGAUCACCUUGGACCGAGUAGUGCUAUAAAACGUAUUCCGUAGGGCUGAGGGCGACGGAAAGGCUUCAUAUAGGCUAUACCUCGUUGAACUGUGAAUCUCUCACGAUGUAAGCAUGUAGCAUGAGCGAAAGUUCUGGUCGGCAAGAAUUGCUGUUGAGACACGGAGGGGCACCACCAGUCUACCACAGUGUAUAGCUUUCCUGCACACUGUUUUACCGUCAUACUCCCCAAAAUCCCCGCAUUCCGUAUGUUUAGCUGAGCAGAAGCUAGUAGUGUUACCCCUUGCGAAAGAUCGCGUCCUAUGUGGUCAAUUGUUCGUGACUGUGGCGUAUCGAUCGCCUUGACUCGCUUCACAGUAAAAGUUCUAUUGGUAGGUCAUGGCGAAAACCAGUUGUCUAUACAGCGAUCAGGUGGGGACUAUGUGACAACCCAGCUCGUGAACCCCCCAACAUCGGAC
Molecule: messenger RNA, 1490 nt
Organism: Filobasidium floriforme
Lineage: Eukaryota; Fungi; Basidiomycota; Tremellomycetes; Filobasidiales; Filobasidiaceae
Exons: 5
Coding region: 220-1062 (280 amino acids)
Source: RefSeq, a predicted model, not a curated record